Saccharomycopsis crataegensis is the source of this 1563-nucleotide messenger RNA. RefSeq names its product peroxisome biogenesis protein (gene PEX30). Gene Ontology annotation, biological process: peroxisome organization. Bases 1 to 1563 code for a protein of 520 amino acids. The record is from RefSeq and is a predicted model, not a curated record. Gene Ontology annotation, cellular component: peroxisomal membrane. Lineage: Eukaryota; Fungi; Ascomycota; Saccharomycetes; Ascoideales; Saccharomycopsidaceae. The transcript has a single exon.
AUGGCUUCAAAAUCAAAAGCUGCUACAGAGACCCAGAUCGCUGGUCAUAACAAUAAACAUAAAGAGAAAACAAACAAUCAAAAGCAGUCAUCAUCAGCAGGCCUGGAAGAGGACCCAGAAAGCACGAGGGCAUCGUUCGCCAGAUUAUACACAUCGCCAAACGAUGAGAUAUUCAAUAAAGAGACCAAAUCCUCGCCUCUAUUGGCAACAACUCCUCCAACCGUCUCGAAAGCAUUAAUAAGGUCAUAUCCUUAUUUAUUGAUAGCCGAUUACUUCUUGGGGGUCCUCACAUGGACUAACGAUGAUGUGUAUUUAAAUUUGGCAUGUGUAUCAGGAAUCAUGACCUUCAUACUAUAUUUCAACGUUAUAGUGACAUAUUUUGGUCAUGUGCUUAUAGUAUUAAUUCUCUUUCUAUAUUUCUUGUUGAUAAAGAAUAUCCAGGAUGAACAAGAGAAAAAACCAACAUUGGAUAACAUUGUCCAAGUGUUGACCAAAGUAUCCAUCAAGGCUGAUUUAUUGUUAGCCCCAAUAACCACAUUGAAUUUGACACAAUAUGACUUGAAAAGAUUAUUGUUGACAAUAAUAUUUCUUUCCCCAAUUUAUGUCAUGGCCAGUCAUUUUAUAUUUGGGGCGCGCUCCCUUAUUUCAGUGGGGAUUUUUUAUUUGCUAACGUACCAUUCGUUAUAUUCAAGAGUCACCAGAAGAAUCCUAUGGAAAUCCAAAACGGUUAGGCUCCUUUGCUUUUAUGCUACGGGAUUGAAUUUCGAAAAAGGUUCAAAUGCCGGACUCUUUUCUAAUGUCAUGGCCAAGGUGAAACAGACAAAUAAUAUCACUUCUUUAUCGCAUUCAAAUGAUGGCAAGCCAAUUAGAUUUACUUAUGUGAUCCAUGAAAAUCAAAGAAAAUGGCUUGGGAUUGGCUGGACUUCUAAUUUGCUUAAUUAUGAAAGAGCGCCUUGGACCGAUGAAUUUUUGAACGAAUCUCCAACUCCGGAUGAUUUUAAGCUCCCUGAUUACAAUGAAGAUGGCGAAGACUUGGUAUGGAGAUGGGUUGAUACAAAUUGGAGAUUGGAUUUAACAAAUGAUGGCGCAUUAACACUUAAAAACCCUAAAAAGAACACUAAGGUCGAUCCAGCUGCCGAUGAUGGAUAUGUGUAUUAUGAUAAUACUUGGAAGAGACCGUCGAGCGAAGAUUCAUUUGGGAAGUAUACUAGACGCAGAAGAUGGUUGCGUACAGCAGAACUCGUCCACAUAUCUAGAACUAACCAGACACUGACGUUAAGUAAUGGAAGUUUGUAUUUGAACGAAACAAUGUCAACGUCUCCAAUAUCUCCAGAAAUCCAACAUGUCCAGGCGUCAGGUAUCCAAGCCACGGAAAAUGGAAUAGAAGGGUUCAAGAAAAGAAGAAGUAUCCGUUUUGACACACGCCCAGUCAUUUUAGAAGAACCCAAGUCUGAUGGAUCAAAGAAAAUGUUUAAUGGUGGGCUGGUAUUACACGAUGAUCUGUUUAAUGAGGGCACAACUGAUAAUAAGAAUCAUGAUUCAUCAUUAGUAGAUGUUGAUUAA